ACCAUGAUUUUACCAAACCAAAUGCGGGAUGAGGACAAUAAAGCACUCGGUCUGGGGUACAUUGUCGAGGAGGACAAACUCCAUGUCAUGGUCAGCAUAAAUUUUUCAAAGAGGAAAAGAAAGAUGCGACUUGGACAAGACCUCCAGCAAGACCAAAUCAGAAGUCAAACUCCAAACCCUCUGACAAGGCGAGAGCUCCUCAGUCAGGUGUCUGGUCUGUAUGAUCCAAUUGGCCUGGUGACUCCUGCGAAACAAAAGGGAGCAAUCCUAGUACGGAAAGCUUUCCAAGAGGCAAAGAAUGUGAGUAAACAAGUAAAAGAUACCUGGGAUUUGGCACUCUCCAGUGAUCUUAGAGAAGAAGCUAUUAAGCUCUUUGAAGAGUACUCUCAGCUCAGUGAGAUCCAGUUUGUCAGAUCAUUAACUCCUUUUCAAAACUGUAAUAACUCUUUAGCUAUUACAUUUUCAGAUGGAAGCGAAUGUUCUUAUGGAGCAGUGUUGUACCUGAGGUGGGGAUCAACUCAAGACCCAAUCAUUAGGCUGGUGGAAUCCAAGGCUAAGCUGACUCCAUUGGAACAAAGAGGAUUGGAGAGAUCCAGAGCAACACAAGAAUCCAAGAUUGGUGGUGGAUUCCUGGGGAUCAAAAUAUUGCUGACAUCAUUACUCGAGGAGCCAGCCCUCAAGAUCUUGAUCUUAACUCUAAGUGGCAACAAGGCCCAGCAUUUUUAAAAUCUCCAGUUGAAAUUUGGCCUAUUAAAUCACCUAGGCAAAUUGCCAUCAAUGCAAAAGAAAGUAUCACAAAGCUGCAAAAGAAAGCAUUCAUUGCUGUAACCACAAGAACCAGUAUAAAGGAAUCAGGGUUCAAACAAGAAUCACUUGAAAAUCGAACAGAGGUCUUGGCAAAGAAGCGGCGGCCAUCGAUAUCCAUACAGAACCUGGUAGAUGUUAGCCGCUUUAGCAGUUUAACACUAUUGGUCAAGACAAUUGUUUGGGUUUGGAGAGCAGCAAAGAGAUUUAUAGGGAAAAAUCAAGCUGUGAAUAAACCAAAGUGGGAGGCAGUCUGCUCUGCAGGGGUAGUCUCUGUGAGAGAAAGAGAAGAUGCUCUCAGGGAUAUUUUCCUUACUGCUCAGAUGGGUGCCAACUUUCCUAACACAACCAUGGAUAGGUUGGUGAUUUAUCAAGACAAAGAAUCUGGGUUAUUAGUAUGUGGUGGCAGAAUACAGAUCUUUAGAGAAGAUAGAGUUGCAGUUCCCAUCAUACCCCAUGAUGCUUGGGUGUCAACACUGUUGGGCAGAGAAGCUCACA
This is a messenger RNA of Poeciliopsis prolifica (blackstripe livebearer), 1302 nucleotides long. RefSeq lists its product as uncharacterized. Lineage: Eukaryota; Metazoa; Chordata; Actinopteri; Cyprinodontiformes; Poeciliidae. The record is from RefSeq and is a predicted model, not a curated record. Bases 4 to 726 code for a protein of 240 amino acids. The transcript has 2 exons.